Messenger RNA from Erigeron canadensis, 1515 nucleotides. RefSeq lists its product as uncharacterized. Bases 1 to 1515 code for a protein of 504 amino acids. The record is from RefSeq and is a predicted model, not a curated record. Lineage: Eukaryota; Viridiplantae; Streptophyta; Magnoliopsida; Asterales; Asteraceae. The transcript is spliced from 4 exons.
AUGAGGUCAAAAACUGUCGCAAAACAGGAAGAUAAUCGCAGAACGUUGAUCAAGCGUUUCCUUGCUACCUUAUCUCCUGGAGGAGAAGAAGUUGUUGCUCUUCGGUGGUCUUUGUGUCAAUACUCCAGAGUUAUAAAGAUAUGGAAAUGCAUUGCGCUCUCAUGUGCGAUUCCAUCCUAUGCAUUAGCCCAUAUGCAACAUCUCCAAGAAUUGAGAAUAUCUUACUGUAAAUCAAUGAAAGAUGUGUUCGAAAUAAAAAGGAGGGUGGUGGUUAAUGAUGUCAGAACAGGGGAAGGAAGUGGCGAUAAUAAUAAUAAUAAUAAUAAUAAUAAUAAUAAUAAUAAUAAUAGUGGUGGUGGAGUCGUAUCAUCAUCGUUAACAUUAACAAAUACUACUACUACUAGUAUUAGGAUUCUUCCUGAUUUGCGUAAUCUAAGGAUGGUGUAUAUCUUUAAUUGUCCCCAAUUGAGAGAUGUAUUCCCUUUUUCCACUCUUCAAAGCCUCACCAAACUCCAACAUUUAGAAAUAAGAUCGUGUCCUGGUAUCCGAGUGAUUGUCAAGGAGCAUGAGGAAGAAGAAGAUGAAAACCACACCACAUCCUCAUCAUCAUCUUCUGAUGUAUUCCGGUCCCUCAAGUCUAUCAAAUUACAUAGUCUACCUAAUCUUGAGGGUUUUUUCUUGGGUACGAAUGACUUUCGAUGGCCUGUAUUGGAUAGAGUUGUGAUACUGAAAUGCCCAAAAAUGAGAAUGUUUACAGAAGGUCACUCGAAUACUCCGAUGCUCAAAUACGUGGAAUCAGACAUGGGAGAAAAUAGUGUGGAAUGGGGCAAAAUCAACAACUUGUUCCAUCAUCCUCCUCCUACAACUACUGCUGCCUUCUUGCAACAACAACAAGAAGAAGUAGAGAAGGUUCCAUAUGAUCCAAGUUUGGAUGGUUCAACCACCUCACUCCCCCCUAUUUCACCAAGAACGAGGAUGCCCUGGUUCUACAAUCACUUGAUCAAUGUUCAUGUAAGUGGAAGAUGGAAUCGGAGAUUUAUAAUUGGACACAAUGAGUUGCAGCAUCUUCGGAAGAUUGAAAAGAUAGAAAUAUCAUGGUGUUCAGGGGAGGGGGGGGUAUUCAAAACAUUCGAAAUGAGCAGUGGUUUGAACCAGCAAACACAUUCUGUUCUGGAAGUAAGAGAGAUGGAAUUCUAUUACUUGUCUGAUAUCAAGUGUUUAUGGAAGACCAAACAGUGGACAGUAUUGAAGUUUCCAAACCUAACUAGGCUGUCUAUCCAUACUUGUUAUAGUUUAAAGCAUAAGAGAGAACGAGGUGGAGUUUCCUUGUCUAAGAUCGCUAACCCUUCGCUACCUUUGGAGUCUCAAGGGCUUUUGCUUAGGGAUGGAGACUAUUCAUUGGCCAUCAUUAGAUACCCUCAAAAUAAGAGAUUGUCCAAAAAUAACAACUUUUACCAAUGGACAAUCUACUACUCCAAAGCUUCGGUUGAUAGAUACAAGUUUUGGGUUGUGUGA